Callorhinchus milii (elephant shark) is the source of this 3415-nucleotide messenger RNA. RefSeq names its product glutamate receptor, ionotropic, kainate 4 (gene grik4). The coding region runs from base 46 to 2916 and encodes 956 amino acids. Gene Ontology annotation, cellular component: presynaptic membrane; kainate selective glutamate receptor complex; postsynaptic membrane. Gene Ontology annotation, molecular function: transmitter-gated monoatomic ion channel activity involved in regulation of postsynaptic membrane potential; kainate selective glutamate receptor activity. Gene Ontology annotation, biological process: monoatomic ion transport; modulation of chemical synaptic transmission; synaptic transmission, glutamatergic. The record is from RefSeq and is a predicted model, not a curated record. The transcript has 19 exons. Lineage: Eukaryota; Metazoa; Chordata; Chondrichthyes; Chimaeriformes; Callorhinchidae.
CAGGAGCAGUCAAACGAUUAGGAAUCUCCAUGAGGCAGACAGAAGAUGGUGCGGCUGUUGCUGUUGCUGCUGUUCUUAUCUUUAAGAAAAGGUUCAGAGAUGUCACCUUCUCUGCGGAUGGCUGCAAUUCUUGAUGAUCAGAUGGAGUGCAGUAGAGGGGAACGACUGGCAAUCACUCUAGCAAAGAACCAUAUCAAUCGCCUGCUGGAACUGUCUGACAACCCAAAACUAGAAAUUGAUAUUUUUGAGCUGCUGCGAGAUAGUGAAUAUGAAACAGCAGAAACCACUUGUCAGAUUCUUCCAAAGGGGGUUGUUGCAAUCCUUGGUCCUUCUUCUAGUCCAGCCUCUGCUUCUAUUAUCAGCCAUAUCUGUGGCGAGAAGGAGGUCCCUCAUGUGAAGGUUGCUGCUGAAGAAAUUCCUAAAUGGCAAUAUUUGAGGUUCACAGCAUUGAAUCUCCAUCCAAGUAACACGGACAUCAGUCAUGCUGUCACCAGCAUUCUCACCUUCUUCAACAGGAGUGUGGCGUGCCUGAUCUGUGCCAAAGCUGAAUGUCUUUUGAAUCUGGAGAAAUUGUUGCGACAGUUUCUUAUUUCCAAAGAUACGCUUUCGAUCCGAAUGCUGGACAGUAGCCAGGACUCCACACCACUCCUCAAGGAGAUUCGAGAUGACAAAAUUGUAACAAUAAUUAUUGAUGCAAGUGCUUUAGUCUCCCGUUCCAUCCUAAAGAAGGCAGUGGAGCUUGGCAUGACUUCUGUGUCCUAUAAAUACAUCUUCACAUCCCUGGAGUUUCCUCUUCUCCAACUGGAUGAGCUGAUUGAAGAUCACAUGAACAUUCUGGGAUUUUCCAUCACCGACUCAAACCAUUUGCACUUCAGUGACUUUGUGUACAAUCUGAACAGAUCCUGGCAGGAAAACUGUGCUCAUGCAGCAUACCCUGGGCCAGCACUCUCCUCGGCACUGCUCUUUGAUGCUGUCCAUGUUGUGGUCACUGCUGUCCAUCAGCUCAAUCGUAGUCAGGAGAUUGCCAUCAGAUCACUAUCUUGUGGCUCUGCACAGAUUUGGCAACAUGGGACCAGCCUGAUGAACUAUCUGCGAAUGGUAGAGUUAGAAGGUCUAACAGGACACAUUGAAUUCAGCAGUAAAGGACAGCGAGUUAAUUAUGUUCUGAAGAUUGUGCAGCAUAGCAAAGAAGGACUCAGAGAGAUUGGUGUCUGGCACUCAGAGAAUGGAUUAGUGAUGGACAGAAGGUUUUAUUCUCUAAAUAUUUCUGAGAGUUUAUUCAAUAAAACGUUGAUAGUUACAACAAUCCUGGAAAAUCCAUAUGUGAUGCUGAAAUUAAACCAUCAGCAGCUAGAAGGAAAUGAACGAUAUGAAGGAUUCUGUGUAGAAAUGCUGCAGGAACUGUCGAAUCUCCUCCGAUUUAAAUACAAAAUCCAACUGGUUGCUGAUGGUGUGUACGGGGUUGCUGAGCCCAAUGGCACUUGGACAGGAAUGAUUGGUGAGCUGGUUACAAGAAAAGCUGACCUGGCUGUGGCUGGCCUGACUAUCACAGCUGAACGAGAGAAGGUCAUUGACUUCUCCAAACCUUUUAUGACUUUAGGAAUUAGUAUCCUCUAUCGCGUUCACAUGAGCAGGAAACCUGGUUACUUUUCCUUCUUGGACCCCUUCUCUCCUGGAGUGUGGCUUUUCAUGGUGCUUGCCUACCUUGCAGUUAGUUGUGUUCUCUUCCUUAUAGCCAGAUUGACUCCAUAUGAAUGGUACAUGCCUCAUUCUUGCCUCAAAGGAAAGUGUAAUAUGUUGGUCAAUCAGUAUUCACUCGGAAAUAGCUUAUGGUUUCCAGUGGGUGGCUUCAUGCAGCAAGGAUCAGAAAUUAUGCCUCGUGCUCUUUCGACCCGCUGUGUUACUGGAGUUUGGUGGGCUUUCACACUGAUAAUCAUCUCAUCAUACACAGCCAACCUGGCCGCUUUCCUGACUGUCCAACGAAUGGAUGUACCAAUAGAAUCCGUUGAUGAUCUUGCUGACCAAACAAACAUUGGAUAUGGGACAAUUCAAGGAGGAUCAACCAUGACUUUCUUUCAGAACUCUCGAUACCAGACAUACCAGAGAAUGUGGAACUACAUGCACUCCAAACAACCCAGUGUCUUUGUGAAAAGCACAGACGAAGGAAUUGCUCGUGUUUUAAAGUCUAACUACGCCUUUUUGUUAGAAUCCACCAUGAAUGAGUACCAUAGGCAACGGAGCUGUAACCUUACACAGAUCGGCAGCCUCCUGGACACUAAAGGCUAUGGCAUCGGCCUGCCCAUCGGUUCUGUUUUCAGGAAUGAGUUUGAUUUGGCAAUUCUUCAACUUCAAGAAAACAACCGUCUAGAAAUUUUAAAACGAAAAUGGUGGGAAGGUGGAAAAUGCCCAAAGGAGGGAGAUCAUGGAGCUAAAGGACUAGGAAUGGAAAAUAUUGGGGGAAUAUUUGUGGUGCUGAUCUGCGGCCUCUUUGUUGCUAUUGUUAUUGCAGUAGUUGAAUUUAUCUGGAAAAUGAGACAAUCCACAGAAACUGAGAUUUCUGUGUGUCAGGAGAUGCUAAGGGAAGUGCGAAGUAUUGUAUUGUGCCAGGAGAGCUUCCAGGCUCGGCGAAAGCGACGGUUCAUACGGACACGUCCCAGUAACACUGAACCUCCACUUACUGGAAACAGCAGAGCCCUGAGCAAUGGGAAGCUGUAUGCUGGACAUUUGACUGACUCCAUCUCCCAGCACUUGGCACACAGUGCUGCCAUGACAGUCAGACGCUGUACUCACAUUCGUGUCUGUCCUGAAUGUCGUCGAUUUCAGGGUUUGAGACCCAGACCCAUGGGGUCCCCAUUACAGAGUGAAGACAGUCUAGAAUGGGAAAAAGAGACUACAAAUAGUAGCGAGCAGGAGUAAUACAGUAAAGGCAACAAAGAAAUAUCUGCUCAGCUCCUGGGAUAUGCCUGCCUUUGCUCAGAAGGAGAAAUGUCUUCAUACUUUAGGAAGGGCAAGAUUUCAUUGAAAGUCUGCGUGCUAGAUUUGUGUUACUUCAAUUUAUAGUAAAAGAUAACAACUAUGCACUGUGUGACAUCGCAACAGGAAGCAGCAGAGCUGGUAUAAAAAAAACAAGUGCCAAAUCGUACCUUCCAUUCUUAGCAAAGUCUCAAACUGCAAACCCUGCCAAAAACAUACACUAAAACCGGAGGAUUGGGUGUCAAGUAAACCAAUGAGAGAGAACUAAAUACUGUAUCAUUAAACAUUUCUCAAUACCAGACAUCUUGUUCCUUUUAUAUGUGGCACAGAGUUCCGAGCAACAAUCUUAGCUCAGCCAACCUGUGCUAUAUAGGAGCUCAGAUUUUGAAUUUAUAAUAAUUACUCUAUGCAAUUUCUGUGUUACAAAGAUCUAUGGAUUAAA